This is a messenger RNA of Chlamydomonas reinhardtii, 742 nucleotides long. RefSeq lists its product as uncharacterized. Bases 83 to 520 code for a protein of 145 amino acids. Lineage: Eukaryota; Viridiplantae; Chlorophyta; Chlorophyceae; Chlamydomonadales; Chlamydomonadaceae. The transcript is spliced from 2 exons. The record is from RefSeq and is a predicted model, not a curated record.
CUGUCUGCAGCAUACAGAUUCCGAAUUACGCGGCGUCGAUCCUGCACUCUUGCCAUCCUUACCCUCCCUUACAACGCCCGCCAUGGACUGUUCCCGCCGCUGCUCGGCCACAAGCGGCAUUGAGUCAACCAGCACUCCCUCCUUUCUCCAGCCCUCUCCCCCCGAGAGCCGGGGCCCGUCAUUCGGCGGCGGCGGUGCCACGGGCUACCAGGGCUUCCCGAUCAUUGGUGCGGGCCGGGUCAUCCUGCAGUCCCCCUCCGGCUUCUGGACCAGCGUGCCGGUGCCGCCCGGCAAGACGACCGUGAACCGCUUCCUGCUCUCCGCGCUCAUGAAGAGCAUGGACGCACCGGCAGUUGACGAGGUGUGGCUCUAUGCGCCGCUGCCGCCGGAUCCCGUGGAUUACGCCGCCGCCGAGGCCAAGCGUAUCCCGCUCUACCUGCGGGGCGCUAGCCGAGCGGGCUCAAACGGCGGUCCACCUGAGGGCGCCAGGGGCGGUCAGGGGCAAGGUCAGGGGUGGUGAACUGAGGGCUGCCAGCCACGUUCCAAACGGGUGGGCCGUCUGGCCUGCUGAUGAGUUCUGCUGCUGGUGAUUUCAUAAAUGGUGCAGAUGAUUGAGGGCAUUGGUUUGAGGGGCACUCUAAGUUCGGCAGUUGAGCAAAUGCAUUGGAGUGCCCACUGGCGCUUCGGCGUUACUGCCAUAACACGCAUGAACACAUGGUCCACAAGACCGGCACAACCUACU